GAUAGGCCUCGUCGACGAUAGCAGCGAUUGCCAAACAGCAGAAGCAGAAGAAGAGCAGCAGCAGAGUCCGUGCAGAUAGAGACAGAAGAGAAGACAAGAAGUUGUUUAUAUUUAGUGUGAAAGAGAGAGUGUUUGUGUUUAAUCAGAACUACGAGCAACACCGCCGAAUCCACUCAGCAGCCCAUCGCAACAGUUGCUCCAAUCUCCAAAAUGUCCGCCAUUCCCGCCCCAACUCCUACCGAAACCGAUCCUCUUCUUCCGCCUGACUCACAGCAGCAGCAGCAGCAAGGCCCCGGCACGUUCAGCACGCGGAGCUCAUACUCACUACCCGCAUUCUCGAUGGGCUCGUCCUCGUCCACCGUCCCGUCCGACCGCCGGAGUAUCAACUCGAUCGACUCGCAAGAGUCCAAGGCGCAUCUCGGCAUGAUCCGCCGCAACCUGGUGUCCUCGCGGUCGUCGAUUCUCGCGCAGGUCGGCAUCAUCGGCAUGUUCUUCUACGUCGUCUGGCGUAUCAUGACCAGCGACAUCAUCUUCUUCACCGGCCAUCCUGCGCUCAACAACUUUGCCAUCCUCAUGCUCGUGCAGUCCAUCAUCCUCGUCCAGCCGACCGCGACCACGGCCGAGAAGCAGCUCGGCGCAAUGGUCCACGGCUUGUUCAACCUCUUUGGAGCGAUCUGCUACGUCAUGGCCUUUGGCAUCGUCUUCAUCAACAAGACCAGUAACGGCGGCGCGCACAUCCACUCCGCUCACGCGGCCGUCGGGCUGCUCACAUAUGUCAUCCUCUUGGUCAAUGUCAUUAUCGGAUUCACGCAGUACUGGAUGCCUGGAAUCUACGGCAGCGUAACCCGAGCAAAAAGCUUGUACAAAUACCACAGAGUACUAGGCUACAUCGGCCUCUUCUUCUCCUUCCUCGCAACCGGCCUCGCAACAAUCACCCCCUACAACAGAAACGUCCUCGGCAUCCGCUUCCCGAUCAUCCUCGGCUUCAUGAUCGCUACCGCCCUCGGCCUCGCUAUCCGUAUCCGCCCGCACAAGUUCCAGGGUCUCAGGUUUAAGCUCCGUCGGAAUUGAUGAUACUGCUCCGCAAUAGACCGUUUUCUUUCUUUUUCUACUUUCCUAUCCUUGGUUUGUUUUAUAUAAAGGCUGCAUUAUGAAUCUUCUUCCUCUUCUCCCUCCUCUUCCUCUCCCUCCUCCUCUCUACUUUCCUCGGUGUUGUUUUAUCUAGUAUCCCAUGCCAUCUUUGGUUCUCUUUCCCUUUGGUUUUCUUUCUCUUACGCUUGUCCUUCUCUUUGCUUCUGCUGUUUGUUUGUGCUGUUUAUUCUAGGGGCUGGUAAUUCUUAUGUAUCUACGUUGCUUUCAUUUUGGAUAGUUCUUGGUUGUUUUUUUUGGAUGAUAAUAAAGCU
Molecule: messenger RNA, 1403 nt
Organism: Myxozyma melibiosi
Lineage: Eukaryota; Fungi; Ascomycota; Lipomycetes; Lipomycetales; Lipomycetaceae
Exons: 2
Coding region: 211-1071 (286 amino acids)
Molecular function (GO): heme binding; transmembrane monodehydroascorbate reductase activity
Source: RefSeq, a predicted model, not a curated record